Messenger RNA from Thyridium curvatum, 522 nucleotides. RefSeq lists its product as uncharacterized. The transcript is spliced from 2 exons. Gene Ontology annotation, molecular function: glutathione peroxidase activity. NCBI's taxonomy places the organism in Eukaryota, Fungi, Ascomycota, Sordariomycetes, Thyridiales, Thyridiaceae. The record is from RefSeq and is a predicted model, not a curated record. Bases 1 to 522 code for a protein of 173 amino acids. Gene Ontology annotation, biological process: response to oxidative stress.
AUGGCUUCCGCAACCACCUUUUACGACUUCAAGGUCAAGGACAAGAAGGGCGAGGAGGUCUCGAUGGGCGACUACAAGAACAAGGUCGUGCUCGUCGUCAACACGGCCUCCAAGUGCGGCUUCACCCCGCAGUACGCCGGGCUCGAGAAGCUGUACAAGGACGUGCGCGCCCGCCAAGACGUCGGCGACGACUUUGUCAUCCUCGGCUUCCCCUGCAACCAGUUCGGCUCGCAGGAGCCCGGCUCCGACGACGACAUCCAGCAGUUCUGCCAGGUCAACUACGGCGUCAGCUUCCCCAUCAUGGGCAAGACCGAGGUCAACGGCGACGCCGCCAGCCCGCUCUACACCUGGAUGAAGGAGAAGAAGCCCGGGCUCAUGGGCCUCAAGCGCGUCAAGUGGAACUUUGAAAAGUUCCUCAUCGGCCGCGACGGCGAGGUCAAGGGCCGCUGGGCCAGCACCACCAAGCCCGAGUCGCUCGAGAAGCCCAUCCUCGACGAGCUGGCCCACGGCCAGAAGGCGUGA